Messenger RNA from Effrenium voratum, 1336 nucleotides. Lineage: Eukaryota; Dinophyceae; Suessiales; Symbiodiniaceae. The record is from the annotation of a GenBank genome assembly.
UGGAGAAAGGAACCCACUUCUGGGUUUCUGAGUCCGUACCGUUGGGAGCUCAAUCGGAUCGGGCGCCAUGGUGUCCGGCGGCGUGCUGCCAACAGCGACCGUCAUUGGCUGCUGGAUGUCGGGGCCGGUGCUGCUGGUUCUUUGGUCGAUCAUCUUCGCGCUUAGCUUGGACUGGUUCUGCCUCCUGGUCAUCCCCCUAUACCUCAUGAUGUUCAAGCUUCCCGACAGAAAGCUGCGCAUAGGCUUUUGGAUGGCAGUGAUGGCAUGGUGCUUCGUCGCGGAUGGAAGCUUGCGGAAGAUCUUCGCCUCCAUGGUGGCCAUCUUCGCGUGCCCGGUGAUCCUGGACUUCCGCUUGCCCUCCUGGCCUGAGUUUGUGGCCCUCAUGGAGACCACCGGAGAGUUCAAGAAGUACACGAAGCGCUGUGAGGUCCGCGGCACUGAGCUCGUCCACAAGGACAAAACGGUCUUCGCCUUCCACCCGCACGGCGCCAUCAGCUUCGCUUUCACGGUGAACGGCAUCUUCGACUCGGAGUUCCUCGAAAAGUCGACGAAGCUGUCCUUCCUGAUUGACGACUUUCUCCGGAAUGGCAACCCGGUCUUCCGGCUGCUCUGCGAUGUGUAUCGGGCACCCCGUCGCCAGAUCGUGAGCGCAGACAAGAACACCAUCCGCCGCUUGAUGACUGAAGGCAGCAACGUGGCACUGGUGCUUGGCGGAUUUGAGGAAGCCACGGUGUGCGACACCGGCAAAGACCGUGUGGUGCUCAAGUCCAGGAAGGGCAUCGUGAAGUACUGCCUGCAGCAUGGCUAUCGGCUCCAGCCGGUGUACUCCUUUGGGGAGGAUGAGACUUACACCUUCGCUCAAGGUUUGCGGGACUUUCGGCUCUGGUUGAACAGCUUCAAGGUCCCGGCGGUGGCCUUUUUUGGGAAUCCAGUGGCGCCUUGGCUGCCCAAGCGCCAGGCAAAGAUCCUCACGGUCAUCGGGGAGGCCGUGCAGUGCCCUCAUAUCCCAGAGCCCUCGCCUGAAGAGGUGAACAAGUGGCAGCAGGAGUACGCCAAAGCCCUGACGGCCACCUUCAACAAGUGGAAGAAGGAGGCUGGGCGAGCGGAGGCUGAGCUGGAGAUCUUCUGACGGAAGAUAUGGCUCUGAAUGUUGGCUUUGAAAGUGCUUUGAUUUGUUUAAAGUCCAGGGGAGUAGAUGGGGGGUGGGGUCCCUCCAUUUCUCCUUUUCUGGAGACCCCAAAGUGGCCGAAUUGAAGCCCUCUCCCGGAAGUCAGGCUUGCUGACUCCGGACGUUCCAAAAAAAGAGCGCAGGGGUGCUCCGAGUCUUGAAAUCCGA